This is a messenger RNA of Aspergillus sclerotioniger CBS 115572, 981 nucleotides long. Its product is annotated as intradiol ring-cleavage dioxygenase. The transcript has 2 exons. Gene Ontology annotation, molecular function: oxidoreductase activity, acting on single donors with incorporation of molecular oxygen, incorporation of two atoms of oxygen; ferric iron binding. Bases 28 to 981 code for a protein of 317 amino acids. The record is from RefSeq and is a predicted model, not a curated record. NCBI's taxonomy places the organism in Eukaryota, Fungi, Ascomycota, Eurotiomycetes, Eurotiales, Aspergillaceae.
CACGAGAUUCAGCACGCCUUCGCAACCAUGCACUUCCCAUCCAUUCUCUUCCUCCUCACAACUCUAACCACCACCAUCGCCCACCCCGGCCCCCAUAAACAAACCACCAGAGCCGAACUCGCCCGUCGAGCCGACCUCUCCGCCCGCUGCUCCCACCACGCCAGCCACUACAACGCCCAACGACUCAAACGAACCCUCCACAAGCGCCAAAACUCUACCGUCUCACUCACAACCUCACCCCCUUACUACCCCACCAUCCAAAACGAAACAUGCGUACUCACCCCCGAAGUAACAGCCGGCCCCUACUGGUGGCGAAACUCCCAAACCCUCCGCCAAGACAUGACCGAGAACCAACCAGGAGUACCUCUUCUCCUUGACGUCGGGGUACUGGAUAUGGCGACCUGCGAGCCGUUGGAAAACGUGCUGGUGGAUUUCUGGCACUGUAAUGCGACGGGCAAAUACUCGAGUUUUACGCAAUUGCCGGCUGAUGAACCCAUUGAUACUAUACUGGCGGGGCUGAAUGUCAUGGAUUUUGAGAUCGGGAGGUCGGAUAUACAUACGGAUGAGGGGACGUUUUUGAGGGGUAUGUGGCCGACGGAUGGGAAUGGGGUUGUGGAGAUGAGGUCGAUUUUUCCGGGGUUUUAUUAUGGACGUGCGAUUCAUAUUCAUAUUCAGGUUCAUACGGAUUGGGUGUUGAGGGAGAAUGGAACUUUGGCGAGUGGGAAGACGGUGAGUACGGGGCAGGUCUUCUUUGGGGAGGACCUGGAGAGGGAGAUUAUGGCGUUGGAGCCGUAUGCUUCUGUGACGAAAGUUGAGAGACUUACUAAUCAGUUUGAUAAUACCUAUAAUAAUGAGAAUACUGGGGGGUAUAAUGCUCUGGUGUCGGUGGUGCCGAUGGAUGGGGAAGAUGUGACGAAGGGGAUGAUUGGGUUUGUUACAAUCGGGGUGGAUACGGAGGCAGUUGAGUCGUUUCCGGUUUGA